This is a messenger RNA of Papilio machaon (common yellow swallowtail), 2442 nucleotides long. Its product is annotated as very long-chain-fatty-acid--CoA ligase bubblegum. NCBI's taxonomy places the organism in Eukaryota, Metazoa, Arthropoda, Insecta, Lepidoptera, Papilionidae. The record is from RefSeq and is a predicted model, not a curated record. Gene Ontology annotation, molecular function: long-chain fatty acid-CoA ligase activity. The transcript has 16 exons. Gene Ontology annotation, cellular component: endoplasmic reticulum; membrane. The coding region runs from base 247 to 2313 and encodes 688 amino acids.
CCGCCAGUUGGCUACCAAACACGCGCCACCGCGGUCGCUAUAAAUCGAACGUUUUCCUCGCGAUAACACGAACUGAAAUAUAUUAACUAAGCAAAUGUGUUUCAUAGUGCUAAUAUUCAAAUUCAACUACUUAUUUUAUUAGUGCUAAUCACUGUUUUGUUUGAUUUAGAAAGGAAAAUAAAUAUUAUAACGGAAGCAUCGACAGUUAUCGUGGAAAACGGCGAGGAGAUAGUAAAAGUUCACAAAAUGAAGUUGCCAAAUGGAACAAACCAAACAUAUUUAAAUGGACCUGACCAAAUAAUACCAGCGGACGAUUACGUAAACUGCACACCGGGUGGCUAUGUCAAACUUCGAAUGGAAUCCCGCGGAGUAGCCUCGGAGCCACCAGUAUCGGUGCCGGGUUUGCUGAGCAGGACGGCAGCAAGAUACCCCGAUGCUACGGCACUGGCCACCAAGAAAAACGGACAAUGGCACAAAAUAACAUACAAACAGUACCAAGAGCGAGUACGCACAAUUGCCAAGGGUUUCCUAAAGUUGGGUCUGGAGCGCUAUCACUCGGUGGGCAUACUUGGAUUUAAUUCAGAAGAAUGGUAUAUUGCUGAUCUAGCUGCUAUCCAUGCUGGAGGUUAUGCGGCGGGUGUCUACACUACGAACUCUCCGGAUGCCUGCUACCACUGCUUGGAGUCGUCGCGAGCCAACAUCUGCGCCGUGCAGGACAAGAAGCAACUAGAGAAGAUACUGUCAGUUCGCAGCAAGUUGAAGCAUUUGAAAGCUAUCGUACAAUGGGAGGGGCCCGUUGAUACCUCUGUGCAGGGAGUUUAUAGCUGGGAACAAGUAAUGGAAAUGGGCGCAAAAGAACCUGAUACCCAACUGAACAGCAUCCUUAAAGGUAUGGCUGUUAACGAAUGCUGCACUCUAGUGUACACUUCCGGUACAGUGGGCCCGCCGAAAGCAGUGAUGCUUUCGCACGACAACCUGACGUGGGACGCGUUCUCUAUAUCCGAGCGUGUGGGCGACCUGGCGCCGACGUACGACCGCCUCGUCUCCUUCCUGCCGCUCAGUCAUGUCGCCGCACAGGUCGUGGAUAUCUACACAACUUUAAUGAACGCGGUGCCGGUGUUCUUCGCCCAACCUGACGCACUAAAAGGCACUCUAGUCGAGACACUAAAGGAAGUUCGUCCAACGAGGUUCUUGGCUGUGCCUCGCGUGUGGGAAAAAAUGUACGAGAAAAUCAUGGCCGUGGGCGCCUCCAGUGGGACUAUCAAACGGAGCAUCGCUUUGUGGGCUAAAGACAGGAGCAUGAAACACCAUGAAGCUAGAAUGAAUGGUUCGUUCUCGGCUGGGAUGAGAGGUCUACCGCUUGACUUCACCACCACCCAAAUGUUUCGUUACUGGUUGGAGGGCAUGGGCUGCGGCUACCGGAUUGCAAGGACGCUGGUAUUCAGCAAGGUGCGCGACCAGCUUGGCUUAGACCAGUGCGAGACGUUCGUGACCGCCGCCGCGCCGCUCUCGCCGGAUAUCAAGAAGUUCUUCCUCUCUCUGGACAUACCCAUUGUAGAUGCGUUCGGCAUGAGCGAGACAGCCGGCGCCCACACACUUAGUAUUUAUCCAAAGCUGAAAUUGGAUUCAUCUGGUGAAAUUUUAACGGGUACGGAGACGAAGUUCGGUGGAGCAAUGAGUCCAAACGGUCCAGGAGAGAUCAUGAUGCGCGGCCGGCACGUGCUGAUGGGCUACCUGAUGGACGAGGAGAAGACGAGGGCCACCAUUGACGAUGAAGGCUGGUUGCACUCCGGAGACAUCGGUAGAGUGGAUAGCAACAACUUGCUAUAUAUCACUGGCAGGAUAAAGGAAUUGUUGAUAACUGCGGGCGGUGAGAACGUGGCGCCGGUGCUGAUCGAGCAGACGAUCCAGACGCAGCUCCCGCACGUGGGCUACGCCGUGCUUAUCGGCGACAGGCGCAAGUUCCUCUCAGUACUGCUCACAUUGAAGGCCAAAAUAAAUACGGAGACUGGCGAUCCUCUGGACGAGCUGGAGACGGAGACGAGGAAGUGGGUGGCGAGUCUCGGUUGCGAGGCGAAAACCAUCAGUGAGAUUGUCAAGAACAAAUACCCGGCGGUGCACAAAGCAAUAGAGGAGGGUAUAGCGCGCGCCAACAAGCAGGCUAUAUCAAACGCACAAAAAGUACAAAAGUUUGCGAUACUCCCCUCAGACUUUUCUAUGAACACAGGAGAGUUGGGACCAACACUUAAAAUAAAGAGGAACGUGGUGUACGAGAAAUACAAGGACAUUAUAGAAGAAUUCUAUAAAGAUUAAGUUUAAUAAUAGUUUAAUGUUAGGGAAUGGGGCUAAGUUGUUACCAAUUGCUCAAUUAGGGGAUAUAGAGCUGGAUCGUUUUUAAUUCUAUUGAACUAAGGGCAGAUGUAAAUAUAUUCUUGUUAAUAU